AUGCCCUAUCCCUGGAGGCGUUUAGGGCCAGGUGAAUGGGGUCCCGGGCAACCUGAGCCGGUGGAUGGCAACCAGCCCAUGGCAGGGGGUUGGAACCGGGCGGUGGACUUUAAGGUCCCUUUCAAGCCAUUCUAUGAUUCCGUGACGAUGAUUACUGCAUGCAGGGUCAUGGCUAUUCAGGACGACUCAGUGCGGCACAUCGCUGUGCAGGUCACUAUCGCGCUGGAGUCACCUCCAGCAACACGCGCUCCAGCCCCACACCUCUCACAUGCCUCCACUUUGCACAGAGCCCGCGGCUGCCGGGGCAGGGAGAGCCGGGCAGGGAAGGGCCGGGCAGAGCCUCCCCGGCCGCAACCCCCCCGCCCCGCCCCGCCCGCCCGCCCGCCUGCCCAGCCCGCCCCGCGCCGCCGGGUCUCGGUGGAGGCCGUCGGGGCUAUGGGCGGCGCGGCGCUGAGCGGAGCGCUGUGCCUGGGGCUGCUGUGGCGGCUAUGGGCCGGGGCCGACGGGAGCUGCUCGGAGCGGUGCUGCCAGGGCCGGGACGCCGCGUGUGUCAGCAGCGGCUGGCGGGAGGACGGGGGCUACGGGAGCUGCUACUGCGACGGAGGAUGCCGGCGCACCCGGGACUGCUGCCACGACCACAGCCAAGCGUGCCCGGCUCAUCCAUGCAUCGUGGGGGAGUGGAGUCAUUGGAGUGGCUGUGCUGAACAAUGUAAACCCAGUCUGCGAAUACGUAGGCGCUAUGUGCAACAGGAACCUACAAAUGCUGGGGAACCUUGUCCUGCGCUGGAGGAGAAGGCUGGCUGCUUGGAAUACCUGACUUACCAGGGGCAGGACUGUGGACAUGAACACGUUCCCGCUUUCAUAACUACCUCUGAAUAUGGUAAAGAAAGAAAACUGAGAGCAGCAUCAUCCCCCUGGCCCUCUGACAAAGAAACUGGAUACUGUGUAGAAUUUAAAACAGAAUCACUUUCCCAUUACUGUGCUUUGGAGACUCGGCCGUAUGCUCGAUGGAUGCAGUACCUCCGAGAAGGACAUACUGUUUGUGUAUUUUGCCAACCUCCAGCUAUGAACACUGACACACACCGCUGUUCCGGAGAUGGCCAUAAUGCAGAUGGAGGUAAAAUCUUACACUGGGAAGCAGUUGGCAACUCUCGGUGCCAAGGAACCUGGAAGAAGAUUCGGCAACUGGAGCAGUGCUCGUGUCCCCUUGUGCACAGUUUUAUUUUUACGUAAGAGUUCAAAA
Messenger RNA from Lagopus muta (rock ptarmigan), 1243 nucleotides. It is a transcript of the gene SBSPON, whose product is annotated as somatomedin B and thrombospondin type 1 domain containing. NCBI's taxonomy places the organism in Eukaryota, Metazoa, Chordata, Aves, Galliformes, Phasianidae. The record is from RefSeq and is a predicted model, not a curated record.